Entamoeba invadens IP1 is the source of this 3400-nucleotide messenger RNA. RefSeq names its product protein serine/threonine kinase, putative. The transcript has a single exon. Lineage: Eukaryota; Evosea; Mastigamoebida; Endamoebidae. The annotation marks the transcript as partial. The record is from RefSeq and is a predicted model, not a curated record. Gene Ontology annotation, biological process: protein phosphorylation. Gene Ontology annotation, molecular function: ATP binding; protein kinase activity.
AUGUAUCCCGAAGAAAUUAGCGGUAUUUGUAAAUCAUGUGAUGCAACGUUCAAUUCACAAUGCAACACAUCAAAUGGGUAUUGUUCUGCUUGCAAAACAAAUUACGUCUUUAACCCACAAAACCCCAAAAAGUGUCUCGAAUGUAAACAAUUUGAUGGAAAUUGCUCUGUGUGUGCACUUUCCUUUGAGAGAAAGUGUAGCAGUUGCGAAGAAGGAUAUUACCCAAAUGAUAAUUCAAUAUGUGUUGCAUGUGAUACAAUUCCAAACUGUGUCAACUGUAAAAUAAACGAGAAGAAGUGCUUGUCAUGUAAUGACCCGUUUUACCAAUUAAAUGGUGAGUGUAAAAGUUGCCCAAAUUACCAAUACAAGAAGAGUCAAACUUCUUGUGACAAUUGUUAUGAAAAAGUCCGCAACUGUAAAUUGUGUACAACAAAAACUAUGGAAAAUGUUUUAUGUGAUGAAUGUUAUCCCCCAUAUGUUGCUAUUAAUGGAAUCUGUGUAUCAUGUCAGUCAAAUGAAUAUUAUGACACUACAACUAAGAGUUGUUUGACAAUUAAUAAUUGUGAACGACCAACAAACUCGACUUCUUGUAUUUCUUGUGAACCGCCUUACUUUGUCUCGAACUCAAAAUGUGUUAACGCAAAUGGGUGCAACAAUCCCUCAAAGCUCUCAAUAACUUCUUGUGAUUGUAAUGACCAAAUUUCAGUCAAUUCAUAUUGCACAUCAAAAAUUCCUACAUGUAAAUAUCAGAAGUCUGUCAAUGGAACGUCAAAAUGUGUUCAAUGUGAUAACAAUUUGAUAUUAGAAAAUGGAAAAUGCAUUACUGUACCAUUGAAUAUGUUUUGGAAAAAUAAUAUUACCUUCAUAUGCAGUGAAGGGUAUUACUUGAGUAAUGAAAAUAUAUGUAAGAUGUGUAAUCAAAACGACUCAAUUUGUGAAAAUUACAAUAAUGUCAUAAGUUCAUUAAAAUGUAAAGACAGUUUUACCUUUAACAUUGAAAAGAAAACGUGUUUAAGUGAUGAAAAUUGUGAGACGAUUCAAAAUGGGUUGUGUACCAAAUGCAAGAAUAUUACAAGUGAACUGUCAAGUGGAAAAUGUUCAAAAUGUCAAACAACAAGUUGUGAACAUUGUGAAGGUAGUCACUGUAAAAUGUGUAUGAGUAAUUAUCUUCUUUCAAAGAACAAUUUCUGUGUAUUCAAAACAAAUGUAAAUUGUUUGAAAUCAACUCGAUUUGGAUGUGCAUUAUGUAAUAAUGGAUAUUACUCAGUUGAUUCAAUUAAUAAAGAAGGAAAGUACGACUUCUGUAUUAAAGCGCCAGUGACAAAUUGUAAACAUUACCACUCAAAUUUGACAAAAUGUGUCGAAUGCUUAGAUGCAUUUCAACUCAAAAAUAGUGUAUGUUCAGAAAGUUUCAAUGAACUUGAAGAAAAGACACCAAUUUCAUUAAAAUUGACAAUAAAAGGAAUUGAAACAGUUGGGUGUAGUAUGAGAGAUAGCAAGGGGUGUAAACGAUGUUUGAAUGGGUAUUAUUUAGACAACAAUGAAUGUAUCAAAUGUGGUGCAAAUUGUAAGACUUGUUCUGAUUCUGUUUAUUGUACUUCUUGCGAGGACGGCUCAUUUAUAGACACCAAUUACCGAUGUCAGUCACUUGGUGAUCUUUCGAAGAAGUGUAAAAUAGCAAUGCCGAGUGGAGGCGGGUGUGCUAUAUGUAAGGAUGGGUACUUCAAAAGUGGGAUUGAUUGUAACGAGUGUGAUGACUCCUGUUAUAACUGUGAUUCCAGAGAGCGUUGCUUAUCAUGCAAAAAUGGAUAUUUCAGAAUCCCACUUGAGAAAAUUAAAUUGUGUUUAUCAUAUGAUUCAAAUUUAAAUUGCACCGUUGUGAAUCCCGAUGGAUGUAUUCUUUGUGCUACUGGUUUUUAUUUAUCAAAUGGACGUUGUGUAAAAUGUGACAAUAAUUGUUUAACUUGUGUUGAUGGAAAGAGUUGCACUUCAUGUAUUGAAGAUUACGUAGCUGUCGAACAUAACUGUCUUCAUUAUAAUUUAAUUGAGCAUUGCACUACUGCAAAAGAAUCAAAAUGCACAACAUGUGAAGGACGUAAUAUUCCCUCGGAUGAUGGAGAAAGGUGUGUAGGGCUUACAAAUUAUGGUGUGGUUAUUGGUAUUCCAAUAUCGAUAUUUGUUGUUCUAAUUAUUCUUAUAGCUAUCAUUAUUGUAGUUGGAUAUCUUUUUGCGAUGAGAAAAAAGGAAGAAAAGAAGAUGAUCAAUGUCUGUGUAUUCCAAAUGAAACGAUCAAAUGUGCCCAUGUUUGCAAUUAACGACGUUCUCUCAACAAGUAAAAAGGAAAUUCAUUUUGAUUUGGAAGAAGACCCACCUAUCAAUGUUGACUCGGAGACAAGAGACUUAAUCUGUAUUGGUAACAAUUCCAAACACAAUGUGAAAGUCCAAUUCAGUGUGAUGGAAGGAUGUGAUCAUUAUGAGAUCAGAACAGUACCUUCUUUAAUAUCACUAAAGAGAGGUGAAGCGUGUGAAUUUGAGAUAUUUAUCAAACCGUCGUGUAGUUGUAAAAUCAGUGAAGACAUCAUGUUGAUUGCACUUGAUAUAAUGACUGGGGUGCAAAUGAAUGAGAGGAUUCACGUCGAGACAACAACAAAGAACUCGACCAAACUGGACUAUCGUGAAUUAACUGAAGAGAAAAAACUUGGCGAAGGAUCCUUUGGUAUAGUGUACAAAGGAAAAUACCUUAACAAAACAGUUGCGAUCAAAAAGAUGAAGAACACACAAGCCACAAAAGAAGCAAUAGAUGAGUUUGAUAAGGAAGUCUCCAUGCUUGAUAAAUUUAGAAGUGAAUUUGUUAUUCACUUCUAUGGCGCUUGUUAUAUACCAAGUCAUAUAUGCAUGGUCACUGAAUUUGCUGAACAUGGCUCUUUGGCCGACAUGAUCAAUAAAGAGAAAGAAAUCAGUCUAAAAAUGAAGGUAAAGAUCAUUUGGGAUGGAGCAAGAGGUAUCAAGUAUUUACACGAGAAUGGCAUUUUACAUCGAGACAUCAAACCAGACAAUAUUCUUGUUAUUACAAUGGAAGAGAAUGUCAAGGCUAAUGGAAAAUUGACAGACUUUGGAAGUAGUCGAAACAUCAAUAUGUUAAUGACUAACAUGACAUUCACAAAGGGAAUUGGAACACCAAAAUAUAUGGCGCCUGAAGUGUUAAACAAACAACAUUAUAAGAAGUCGUCUGAUGUUUUUUCUCUUGGUGUCACUAUGUACGAAGCUCUUGUGUGGGGAGAAGUCUAUCCAAAGAAUAUAUUCAAAUUUGCUUGGAGUAUCGCCGACUUUGUGACGAGUGGGAAAAGAAGAGAAUGUCAAGAAAACAUGAAUGUUGAAGCUUAUAAUAUUGUCGAUCAGA